UGCCAGCGGCGGCCGGGCGAUGGCGAGGAGCCGGGCGGCUUACGAGUACACGGAGGCGGAGGACAAGAGCAUGCGGCUGGGUUUCCUCCUCAUCGCCGCCGGCUUGCUCUCCCUCCUGGGUUUGGGCUGUUGCUGGCUUCGCCCUGCGCUGCAGGAGCGGGGCGGCGGCGGCUCCGCCAACUGCACGGUGCUGGCGGUGCGGCAGCUGGGGGAGCGCUUCGCCUGCACCUUCUCCUGCGGGGCGGCGUGCCGCGGCACCGCCCGCUACCCCUGCCUGCAGGUGCUGGUCCGCACCUCCCGCUCCUCCGCGCCCGCCCUGCUCCAUGAGGACGAGCGGCAGCUGCGCACCAACCCCAAGUGCUCAUACAUCCCUCCCUGUGCAAGAGAUGAUCAGGAGAACUCUGAGAACGUCACGUACAAGCAGAAAUACUGGAAGGAGAAAGUGGGAUCUCAACCAUUCACAUGCUACUUUAACCAGCACUUGAGGCCGGAUGACGUGAUGCUGAAGCGCACCCAUGAUGAGACUGUUCUCUUGCACUGCUUCCUCUGGCCCGUGGUGACUUUGCUGGUCGGAGUCCUCAUCGUGGUCCUGACCAUCUGUGCCAAGAGCUUGGCUAUCAGGGCAGAGGCAAUAAAAAAGAGGAAGCAUUUGUGAGUGGCAAGGCUGCUUGUGGAAAAGAGAAACCUGCAAGAAGGUCUGAGGUGGGGCAGCCUGACACCCCUGCAGGUCUGUGGGGCACACAACUGCAUCUCCUGCCAGGGUCUGAUCUGUGGUGGAGUAGCUCUUGUCUCAGGACUGCUCCUGGGAGAUUGCCCUGUGAAAUGCCUGCUAAUUGCUUCUUCUGCUAUGGCACUAAAUAAGUAUAUCCUACCAAAAAAAGAGAGAGAAAUCUACACUGCACCAAAUAUGCUGUGUGCUGUUAGUGCUGAAGAGCAGCUGCCCAGAAACUGAGACAGUUUAUGAAACUCUCUGGUGAUGUUGCUUUCAUCUCCACAAGGCGAUCUUUGCUAAUGUUUAAUAUGAAAUAUUUAAAAUAUUUACUUUAGAUAGAACAUAUUUCUAGAAUAAUAAAAUUUUGUUGUUUUGGGGGUUUUAACUUUUGGGGGUUUUCUUUUUUUCCUUUUUUUUCCUUUUUUUUUCUUUUUCUUUUCUUUUUCUUUUCUUUUUUUAUUCAAUGCUUUAAGGCAAACGUAGCAUUGUGCUGGUUAGGUUUUUUCCCCACUGUGUAGAACUUAAUUUUGAAGUUCAAACUUUACCUUCUGUCUAGACAAAAUCUUUCAUCAUCACCCAUUCACUGUGAUGAAAUGUAGAAAUCUCUCAGAAAUACUUCUUAAAAAAAUGAAGCGGUUAUUGGAAAAGAUGAUUAAAUACUGGAUCUACCUUUAUUGCCUCAGUGGUAUUCAGUCCUAGAGUUUUUCUUGUCCCCUCUCAGACACCCUCUUCACGAGUGCUCCAUGCUGUAAGGAGCAGGGAUUUUACAGGAGUGUGUUUUGCCAGCACCCUGCCCACCCAGUGAGUGCCUGGUGCUUGCUGAGGGGCGCCUGUGUGUCACUGGUGUGACUCACAGCACCAGAGAGGGACAGCAGCUCCUGUAGGGCUGCAGGUGUUUGCUGCUGAGCUGCCCAUCCCAGCCUCCCCAGCUCCAUGGAGGCUGCCUCCGAGGGGCUGCUCCAGAAGACACAGGGCACUGUGGGCAUGGAGUCUUGCUGGGUCUGCUUGCCCCAGCCCUGGCUGUGUGUGAUGGGAGCACCAGCUCCAGCCCACUGGCUCAGCCCAGAGAGCUCCCUGCUCCUGGCAGUCUCGCAGAGCACAUUUACCCUGCUGCAGUCGGGGCUGGGGCCAGAGCAGUCCCAUGGCACUUGUCACAGCCCCACAGGGCCCCCGGGAGCAGCUGUGCAGCUUGGCAGUGCUGGAGGGCAGCAAAUGGAAAUGCCAUGUGGCUGGGUCGGGAAAGUGAGUGAUUACUGGCAAAGCACUUCAAUCUACAUUAACAAUUCUGCAAUUCUAAACAUACUGUGCAUUAUACUAAUCUCUGAUAUUCUUAGUAUUAUGUGUAAAUACCUUGGCGUUCAUUGUGAUUUUAACAUAUAGCAGAAAUAUUUCCUGAGCAUGAGAAAAGUGCU
This is a messenger RNA of Zonotrichia leucophrys gambelii, 2124 nucleotides long. It is a transcript of the gene KCNMB4, whose product is annotated as potassium calcium-activated channel subfamily M regulatory beta subunit 4. The record is from RefSeq and is a predicted model, not a curated record. Gene Ontology annotation, cellular component: membrane; voltage-gated potassium channel complex. Gene Ontology annotation, biological process: detection of calcium ion; potassium ion transport. Gene Ontology annotation, molecular function: potassium channel regulator activity; calcium-activated potassium channel activity. Bases 20 to 655 code for a protein of 211 amino acids. NCBI's taxonomy places the organism in Eukaryota, Metazoa, Chordata, Aves, Passeriformes, Passerellidae. The transcript has 3 exons.